UCACCUGACUCUUCCCUCUCAUAUCUCCGCUCUCUCUCUCUCUCUUUCUCUCUCUCUGUCUCUCUCUAGAAAUCUUCACAGAACUUUUCUUAUCUGUUAUUUGACAAUCUCUGUAUAGAUAGUUGUCCCUCUCUUCACAGAGUUGCUUAAGGUACCCCUUUUGACCCUCUGUUCUAUUCUCUCUUCAUUUUUAAGUUGGGGGUUUUUCUAUAUUCUGCCAGAGAUUUAAUUAUAUACAGAUAAUUGUAGCUCGUUUUCCUAUUUUUGGAGUGUGUCAAUGUCUGCGAAUCUAGACCGUAUCGACCUUAAUUCCGACGUCGUUUCAGUAGAACCAGAAAACGAUGUUCAUGGGUUUAAUAUCCCGGAACCAAUGAUUAUGCCUGGGUUAUCAAACGCUGAAACCCUAACAGACCCUAAGGGUCAGACCCUUGAACCUGUGAUAGACCAAGUUAAGGACUUUGAAGGGGCUAAGUUAACUGUUAACGGGUUAGGCAAUGGUGGUUUGGAGAGACAGAGUGAGUCUGUAGAUAGAGAGAUUAAUAUGGAAGCCAAAAUUAAGUCUUUAGAAGAAGAGAGCAAUACAGUUGUUGAUGUCUCUUCUGGAGAAGUGGUUCAGUUUACUAAAACACAAUUUGGUGAGUGUGAUCAAGUUAAGGAGGAACUGAAGGAGGGGAUUUGUUCUGGUUCAGAUUUUGAGAACUCAAUCAAAGUCCAAAAAGUAGAUGAUACGUGUGCUUUGCCUAGAACAGUUGAUAUGGAAGGGAAGGAAGUUAAUGCUAAUGACUCCUCGCCUGUUAAAGAUGCUAGUCAUGUUUCUGCGGAGGUAAUUUCUGGUUGUAUUGAGAAUCAGGACAUGGAAAUUGAUGAUCAAGUCAAUACUUCUAAAGGUGAAAUGGUGGUCAGUAAUCUUUCUGUUGCAGGGAUUUGCGAGGGAAAUGGUGGUAAUAAUAAGUCUAGCGCACUAAAUCUUGUUGUGGAUUUGAACUCGUAUGUGAAUGCUGAUGGAAAGGAGUCAGGCAAUGUGAAUGCUAAAGUAAAUACUUCAAAGCUGGAAUUCAGUGCUUCUGAUCUCGUAUGGGGCAAAGUGAGAAGCCAUCCUUGGUGGCCUGGGCAGAUAUUUGAUCCUUCUUGUGCAUCAGAGAAGGCAAAGAAGUAUUUUAAAAGGGAUAGCUAUUUAAUUGCUUAUUUUGGGGAUCAGACUUUUGCUUGGAAUGAAGAAUCAACGAUAAAGCCUUUUCGAUCCCAUUUCUCACAAAUGGAGAGACAGAACAAUUCAGAGGAAUUUCUUUAUGCCAUUGAUUGUGCUUUGGAUGAGGUUUCUAGGCGAGUAGAGUUUGGCUUGGCCUGUCCUUGCAUACCCGAGUACAGUGAGAUCAGUGCUCAAAUAAUUGUUAAUGCUGGAAUUGGAGAAGAUUUUUGUAGUAGAGAAGGUGCGGAUAAUUUUUCAAGUGCAAAUGCUUUUGAACCUGCAAACUUUCUUGAUUAUAUUAAAGAGUUAGGCCAAUCGCCAUUUGAUGCAGUAGACAGGCUGGAAUUUGUAACGGCACAGGCUCAACUAUUGGCAUUCAGUCGUUGGAAGGGUUAUUCUCAACUGCCUGAAUUCCAAAUUCUUGGCACCUUGAUUUUGAGCAAUGAGGACGGCAAUGAAUUGAAUGCAAAGGCUCUUGCUGAAAUUAAAGAUGAAGAGCAUGUCUCUUCUGUAGAGGUGAAGUCAAAAACUGAAGAUGGAGAGCCAACUCCUAAGCGCAAGAACUUCUUUGGAGAUAGUGUGUAUCCGAGAAAGAAAGAGAAAAGUUUGGCUGAACUUUUUGCUGAGAGACGCUCAUCUAUUGCAAGUAGUAAAAGUGGAGUAGGGAUCAAAGCUGCUUGCAAGUCAACUUCAUCAUCUUCCGAUAAGAAACGGAAGGCUGUUGAUUCCAUUUCUGAUAACCCUGCAGUGAAACGCAGCAAAAGUCUUUCAUCAUCAGGGGCUGAAAACAACUCUUCACAGCCAAAGAGAACUUAUAGAGUUGGAGAGAGCAUUCUUAGGGUUGCAAGCCAACUGAAUGGACCAACACCAAUGCGCAAACCUAUUGAUGGAGCUUCUCGAGAAUGUUCAACUAAGGAUACAACCAAAGAGAAGUCUCUCUCCAGCAAAUCACAAGGUAAAAAAUGGUUUGAAACAGAGGAUUAUUCAUCUGACGUGAUGAUUUCACAGCUUUGCUUGGUUGCCAGAAAUCCCAUGAAAGAAUGCAGCUUUUUGAGAUCUGUAGUUGGUUUCUUUGUGGAAUUUAGGAACUCAGUUCGCCUAGAUCUUGCAAGAUCACCACAGGACAAGCUGUCCUUCUUAGAGUGUAUCUUUGGUGAUAGUUUUGGGAAAGAAUCGAGCAAAUCAGGAGCGGAAGCAUGCGAAUCGGAGCAUUCAAAAGACUCUUGUUCAACAGAUAUGAUGAUUCAAGGUCCCCCCCAAGAGCGGCCAUCAGAUAGUGCAACCCAAAAGAUCAUUCCCUCUGUUGAACGUGCUCAAUCAAGUCCAAGUUUGGAUUCUGAAAGGCAAGGCAAUGGUGAAAUUCUUGAUAUUGAAGCAACAGAGCCAGUGAGCGGCUUGAAGGCACAUUGCAAAGAUGAUAACUGCCCAACAGCUUUGAUUCUAAACUUUACGCACUCGGCUUCCAUCCCUCCAGAAUCAAACUUGAACAAGAUAUUCAGUCGAUUUGGACGCGUGAAGGAAUCGCAGACUGAAGUACUAAAGAAGAAGAACCGUGCAAAAGUGGUUUUCUACAGGCGUGAUGAUGCAGAAGCAGCAUUCAGCAGUGCUGGUAAAUACAGCAUUUUCGGACCUUCACUUGUCAGUUACCGCCUCAAGUACAUGCCUUCAACACCUGGUAAAUCUUCUUGAAAUAUAACAAAGUACAGCAAGAAAGAUGCAAAUUCUGCAGAGGAAAAAUACAAUCUAAAGCAUCAAACUGUAGUCAAGUGGCAUAUUCUGAAGUGGUGUGUCCAUGGCACAAGCAUGAAGUUAAAACUGUUGGUAGUUUCUUUUUGUUCUACAGAUUUGGCUUAUCCCUGGUGAUCUUGAGUAGACUAUAGGGGGUAGUCAUAAUAGAACACAGUUCAAAACAGGCAGCCUUGGGCAAUGAUGUAAUUAUUGUAUCGAAACUAUUUAGGAAAUAGACUUUAUUUGAUAAGAGUGAUCUUCCUUAUUUUGCCAAUGAGGCAUUUUAAUGUAGUUGAAGAUUCAAUUUUUAA
This is a messenger RNA of Jatropha curcas, 3228 nucleotides long. Its product is annotated as PWWP domain-containing protein 5. Gene Ontology annotation, molecular function: nucleic acid binding. The record is from RefSeq and is a predicted model, not a curated record. NCBI's taxonomy places the organism in Eukaryota, Viridiplantae, Streptophyta, Magnoliopsida, Malpighiales, Euphorbiaceae.